AUGGCCAGGCUACGACUAUCUCUCGUCUUUCCGUUUCUCCUGCUCGUCCCUGUUCCCGUCCUCGCCCAAUAUGGCCCCUACGAUUACGGGUUCGAUGUCGGCAGCCAUGUCAAACGCCAGUUUUCGAGCCGACGAGUUGUUGUGCAAACAGAGAGCGACGAUGGUGAGAUUCAUGUGCGCCAGGAGAUCCGCCAGCUCGAGAAGGAUCCAGAGCUUUGGACUCUCUAUAUCCUGGCGCUCAGCAUGAUGCAGUUCACCGACCAGGAUGUCCCUACGUCGUGUCUUGUUCCCGACAUGGCACCGGCCUUAUAUGGCUCUCAAGUUUUGCGAAACCUUGCUCAGUAUAUCGCCUCUCUGUGGCCUGAGCCUGACAGAAAACGCUUCGAGAGAGCAGCUCGCAGGUUCCGAAUUCCUUAUUGGGACUGGGCUGCCAGUCCUCCUUCCGCAGGGAGUGUUUUUCCGGCCAGCAUUGGGGCGCUUCCCUUUGUUGAUGUUACCGGCCCGAACGGUCGUCAGAGAAUCGCGAACCCUCUGUAUAGUUACUCUUUCAGGCCCCUUAACAAGACCGCCUUCUCUAGAGCUCCGUGGAACUAUUGGACAAACACCCUCCGGUAUCCAACAAGUAGUGCCCCAGACGCUCAGUCGAACAACUCUCAGGCUGCGAUUAACUUCGACAGAAAUCGUCCUUCAAUAGCCCAAAGAUUAUAUGCGCUGCUAUCAAACUAUGACGAUUACAACAAAUUUAGCAACAACGCCUGGCGGCCGCAGUCGCCCAAUGCUUCGUAUGACUCCCUCGAGUCUCUCCACGACACGGUCCACAGCCUCUCCGGUGGAAUUAUCCAGGGGAGAUCCCCCGGAGGACACAUGUCCUACAUUCCCUUCUCAGCCUUCGACCCGAUCUUCUUCCUUCAUCAUGCCAUGGUGGACCGCAUCUUCGCCAUAUGGCAAACCCUCUACCCUGACUCUUGGGUCAAGCCAACUCCCGCUCGCGAGCCGACCUACACUCACAAGGCAGGACAGAUACAGAAUGCAAGCACGCCUCUUACACCAUUCUUUGCUAACGACAACGGCACCUUUUGGACCUCAGACGGUGUCCGAGACCAUACAAUCUUUGGAUACACCUAUGCCGAGCUGGUGAAGCAACGUCCUAUCACGAGCCGCAACGCCCAACAAGCCUACCAAGCUCGCGUCAAGGCAGCCGUCAACCGCCUGUACGGGACUAACAGCCCGGCCACCCUUUUCAUGAAUGAGCUUCGGGCACAGGGCUUCAAGGAGGUCGGAGUGGUGGACGGUCAAAUCAACGACAAGCUGUUCGCCUCUACCCUUGGUGGCCGCAUUUUUGACGGUGACCAUUACCACGAAUGGACCAUUAACAUCCGCGUGGGCAAGAUGGCGCUCGGUGGUCCUUUUUCGAUCCACUUCUUCUUGGGUGAUCCCCCGGCGGACCCCGACUCGUGGACUAUUUCGCCAAAGCAUGUUGGAACCAUGGGGGUGUUUGGCCAUGCUGACAAAGAAGACGCUCCCCGCAUUAGGAGAAGGAACCUCGAUGCCGACUUCAGUGAAGAGGACGGCAUCACUAUCUCAGGGACUGUUCCCCUGACCGCGGCUCUGGUGAAAGAGGUGAUCAAGGGUGAGCUUGCAAGCCUGGCGCCGCAGCACGUUGAGAGCUAUCUAGCUACCAGGUUACAGAAGCGUGUACUGGCUCCUGGUGGUAAGGUGUUCACAGUGGAAUGUGUACGGGGCUUGAAAAUUUCGGUAGUCAGCUCGGUCGUUCGGGCACCGUAUUCCGAGGACGAGCUGCCUGAGUGGAAGCCGGGGGCAAAUAUGCAUAUGGAGAUGUGUUGA
Molecule: messenger RNA, 1845 nt
Organism: Thermochaetoides thermophila DSM 1495
Lineage: Eukaryota; Fungi; Ascomycota; Sordariomycetes; Sordariales; Chaetomiaceae
Exons: 4
Coding region: 1-1845 (614 amino acids)
Molecular function (GO): oxidoreductase activity
Source: RefSeq, a predicted model, not a curated record